Dama dama (fallow deer) is the source of this 1578-nucleotide messenger RNA. Its product is annotated as keratin, type II cytoskeletal 71. Gene Ontology annotation, cellular component: keratin filament. Gene Ontology annotation, molecular function: structural constituent of skin epidermis. The record is from RefSeq and is a predicted model, not a curated record. NCBI's taxonomy places the organism in Eukaryota, Metazoa, Chordata, Mammalia, Artiodactyla, Cervidae. The coding region runs from base 1 to 1578 and encodes 525 amino acids. Gene Ontology annotation, biological process: intermediate filament organization; keratinization. The transcript is spliced from 9 exons.
AUGAGCCGCCAAUUCACCUGCAAGUCGGGAGCUGCUGCCAAGGGAGGCUUCAGCGGCUGCUCAGCUGUGCUCUCCGGAGGCAGCGCGUCCUCCUACCGGGCAGGCGGCAAAGGGCUCAGUGGGGGAUUUGGAAGUCGGAGCCUCUACAACCUGGGCGGCGUCCGGAGCAUCUCCUUCAACGUGGCCAGCGGCAGUGGGAAGAGUGGAGGUUAUGGAUUUGGCAGAGGCCGGGCCAGUGGUUUCGCCGGCAGCAUGUUUGGCAGCGUGGCCCUGGGGCCCAUGUGCCCGACUGUGUGCCCACCUGGAGGCAUCCACCAGGUAACCGUCAACGAGAGCCUCCUGGCCCCCCUCAACGUGGAGCUGGACCCCGAGAUCCAGAAAGUGCGCGCUCAGGAGCGGGAGCAGAUCAAGGCUCUGAACAACAAGUUCGCCUCCUUCAUCGACAAGGUGAGGUUCCUGGAGCAGCAGAACCAGGUGCUGGAGACCAAGUGGGAGCUGCUGCAGCAGCUGGAUCUGAACAACUGUAAGAACAACCUAGAGCCCAUCCUCGAGGGCUACAUCAGCAAUCUGAGGAAGCAGCUGGAGACGCUGUCCGGGGACCGGGUGAGGCUGGACUCGGAGCUGAGGAGCGUACGGGAUGUGGUGGAGGACUACAAGAAGAGGUAUGAGGAAGAAAUCAACAGGCGGACAGCAGCGGAGAAUGAGUUUGUGCUGCUCAAGAAGGAUGUGGAUGCGGCUUAUGCCAAUAAGGUGGAGUUGCAGGCCAAGGUGGACUCCAUGGACCAGGAGAUCAAGUUCUUCAAGUGUCUCUAUGAAGCCGAGAUCGCUCAGAUCCAGUCCCACAUCAGCGACAUGUCUGUCAUCCUGUCAAUGGACAACAACCGUGACCUGAACCUGGACAGCAUUAUUGAUGAGGUCCGUGCCCAGUAUGAGGACAUCGCCCUGAAGAGCAAGGCUGAGGCUGAGGCACUGUACCAGACCAAGUUCCAGGAGUUGCAGCUGGCAGCUGGCCGGCAUGGGGACGACCUCAAAAACACCAAGAACGAGAUCUCAGAGCUCACCCGGCUCAUCCAGAGAAUCCGCUCAGAGAUUGAGAAUGUGAAGAAGCAGGCUUCCAACUUGGAGACUGCCAUCGCCGACGCCGAACAGAGGGGUGACAAUGCUCUGAAGGAUGCCAGGGCCAAGCUGGAUGAGCUGGAGGCUGCCCUGCACCAGUCCAAGGAGGAGCUGGCCAGGAUGAUGCGCGAGUACCAGGAACUCAUGAGCCUGAAGCUGGCCCUGGACAUGGAGAUCGCCACCUACCGCAAGCUGCUGGAGAGUGAGGAGUGCAGGAUGUCAGGAGAAUUUCCCUCCCCUGUCAGCAUCUCCAUCAUCAGCAGCACCAGCGGCAGCGGCGGCUAUGGCUUCCGGCCCAGCUCGGUCAGCGGAGGCUACGUGGCCAACAGCGGCAGCUGCAUCUCUGGAGUGUGCAGUGUCCGCGGCGGGGAGAGCCGGAGCCGGAGCAGCACCACCGACUACAAGGAUGCCCUGGGGAAGGGCUCCAGCCUGAGUGCCCCCUCCAAGAAAGCCAGUCGGUAG